This is a messenger RNA of Carya illinoinensis, 2266 nucleotides long. RefSeq names its product probable flavin-containing monooxygenase 1. Bases 488 to 2080 code for a protein of 530 amino acids. Lineage: Eukaryota; Viridiplantae; Streptophyta; Magnoliopsida; Fagales; Juglandaceae. The record is from RefSeq and is a predicted model, not a curated record. The transcript has 7 exons. Gene Ontology annotation, molecular function: N,N-dimethylaniline monooxygenase activity; NADP binding; flavin adenine dinucleotide binding.
AUCAAAGCCUGGGUUAUUCUUAAUGACAAAUAUCGACUUCUUGUCUUCGUAUCCAAACUUUGCCUUCACAAUCCAUAUGCAAAACUUUCAUCUCAUCUCCAUUAAUUCUUCACGAUUCAUUAAAAACUUCCAAACUCUUCUCAUCUGAAUAGAUUGCUCAAACUCAACUUGGUCACGGGCGUCGCAACAUUAUCAAAAUCGCCUUGUACGUCUAGACCUUGCUACCCACUGUCACCUCUGCCAGUUUUUUGGUGUAUUGGCCGACAAUAAAAGCCAUUCAGGAAUUGGUCAAAUUUUGAUGCUAUUUUCAUUUUUUUCUAAUGAGCUAAAAAAAUGGAUAAGAAGAGCGAAAGAUCAAAAGGAUAAGAUGAGCACUUUCAACGACACCUAGACACGCAUGAAUAAGGUCAUGAGACUUGGUAUUAUUGUUAGCCAUAGCCAAACUUCAGCUAUAAUUUUCUAAUUAGAGCAAGGAGUACUUCGGAAAAUGGAGAAACGGGUGGCGAUCAUAGGGGCAGGAACCAGCGGCCUGCUCUCGUGCAAGUACAUGUUGCAGACGGGUUUUAACCCAACUGUUUUUGAAACUAAAGAGAGCGUAGGAGGAUUAUGGACUCAUACUACAGAGUCAACCAAGCUCCAAAAUGCCAAAGAAACCUACCAAUUUUCAGAUUUUCCUUGGUCUUCUUCAGUGCAAGACGUGUUUCCUACUCAUACUCAAGUGCUGAGGUAUCUUGAGUCCUAUGCUCAACACUUUGGCAUCAUUCCUUACAUUAAGUUCAACUCCAAAGUCAUUAACAUAGACUACGUUGGAGAGUCCUAUGAAGAGAUGGAGUCAUGGGAUCAAUGGGGUGGAACCGGAAAGCCUUUUGGCUCUAGAGGGAAAUGGCACAUUCUCGUACAAGACACUAGAUGUUGCUCCACAGAGGUGUACCAAUUUGAGUUUGUGGUUCUUUGUAUUGGAAGAUUCAGUGGUCUCCCAAAUAUACCAGAGUUCCCUCCAGAUCAAGGUCCAGAAGUCUUCAAUGGUAAGGUGAUUCAUUCCAUGGACUACUCUGAUAUGGACAAGGUGAGUGCAGCAGAACUUAUCAGAAGAAAGAGAAUUGUAGUUGUUGGUUCAUUGAAAUCUGCAAUUGACAUUGCAGCAGAAUGCGCAAAUGCAAAUGGAGUUGAGUACCCUUGCACAUUGAUUCAGAGGACUGCUCACUGGUUUCUCCCCAGUGGCUCUUUGUGGGGAGUAAGCCUUGGCUUCUUGUACUUCACUCGCUUUUCGGAGCUGUUGGUUCAUAAGCCUGGUGAAACAUUCCCAUACAAGUUUUUGGCAACCAUACUUUCACCCUUGAGAUGGGGAGUCUCAAAAUUUGCCGAGAGCUAUCUUAGAUGGAAAUCCCCAUUAAAGAAAUAUGGAGUGAUACCUAAACAGAGCUUUCUUCAAGAUUUCGCCUCUUGUCGGAUUGGAAUGCUGCCUGAAAAAUUUUAUGACAAAGUGGAUGAGGGAAGCCUUGUCUUAAAGAAAUCAGAAAGCUUUAGCUUCUAUAAAGAAGGUUUGAUCAUUAAUGGAGAAGAACCUCGGCAGCUAAAAGCAGAUCUUGUAAUUCUAGCCACAGGAUACAAGGGUGACCAAAAGCUUAAAAACAUGUUUAAAUCUCAAACCUUCCAAAAGUACAUUGUUGGUUCAGCAAUAUCAAUAGUUCCUCUCUAUAGGCAGAUUAUUCAUCCUCGGAUUCCACAACUUGCAGUGAUAGGAUAUGCAGAGAGUUACUUCAAUUUGUGUACGUCUGAAAUUAGAUGUCAAUGGCUUGCACAUUUCCUUGAUGGGAAUCUCGAGCUGCCUAGAAUAAGAGACAUGGAGAAGGAAAUCAUAAUGUGGGAAAAUCACAUUAAGCAAUAUGAUGGGAGAUAUUUUCGGAACUCGGGUAUUGCGAGCUCUAAUAUUUGGUACAAUGAUCAGUUGUGCAAAGACAUGGGAUGUAAGCAUAAAAGAAAGAAGGGAAUAUUUGCAGAGUAUUUUCAACCAUAUGGACCGUUGGAUUAUGCAGGUCUCCUCAGUAAACAGCAAGAAAUGAAGAACGGAAAUAAAUAAACAUGUUUGCUGGCUUGAUGAUUCUCAUCCUCUCAUCUUUUUUUAUUUUACUUGUAUUCAAUACCAAACAACUUGCAUAUAUGCUAAGCAAGAAUCUUUCUUUUUGCCCUUUAAAAUUAUGUUCUCCAAACUCAGUCUAUUGUUUAGAUUAAUUACAAAUGGUAUUUGGGUUUCCUUCUGUUUUAA